AUGGCAUCUUCACUCUGCUCCAAGUUCAUCUAUUCUUCACUACAGCCUACCACCCCCAAGCUGACGCAAAAACGGACAGAAACAGACCAGUCCACCCAACCCGAAUCACGACAAUUCACCAAACCCGAAUUCCGAUGGAAUGAGGCUUUGCCAUUCCUUCAGGCAGCUUUGAACUCUUCUACUAAUGCCUCCACCGGCUAUUCACCACACAAACUGAUGUACGGCGUGGAGCUACGCCAACCGUCACAAAUGCUACGUCAAGCAUUCGCCACAGAACAGGAUUUCACAAUCCGUCUCGACGCCGAACGCAGCUUGAGCUACGCGGCUAUGGCAAUGAAGAACUACUAUGAUAAAACUUAUUAG
This is a messenger RNA of Penicillium verrucosum, 363 nucleotides long. RefSeq lists its product as uncharacterized. Bases 1 to 363 code for a protein of 120 amino acids. Gene Ontology annotation, molecular function: nucleic acid binding. The record is from RefSeq and is a predicted model, not a curated record. The transcript has 2 exons. Lineage: Eukaryota; Fungi; Ascomycota; Eurotiomycetes; Eurotiales; Aspergillaceae.